AUCAUCUGAGUUCUUUCCGAAGUUAGUCUGUCUUUGUUGUGGACGUGAGAUUUUGGCUCUCUCAAAUAAGUUGUUUAUAAUUCGAGAAUUUAGUCAUCUUCAUGAGCAUGGUCAAUCUAAGCGGUGGUAGAGGUAGCGGAAGCGACCGUUACGGUAGCAGUGGUGGAGGAGGUCCUGGCGGAGGAGCUGGUGGCAGCAGCAACGGUUAUGGCGGAAAUUCUGGUGGCAGCAGUAAUGGCUAUGGCGGUUAUAGCCGUAACGAUAGCAGUCGCAGUAGUUAUGGUGGAGGCCGUGGAAGCUAUGGGGGCGGGGGAAGUGGAGGAGCACGACGUGGUGGAGCUGGAGGUGGUGGUGGAUACGGACUAGACCGCUACUCCAACUCUCAGAGCGGGGGACCUGGGAACAACCUCAAGAAAGUAGAUUGGUCAAGGGUCAAUCUUAUUCCAUUCAAGAAAAACUUCUAUUCGCCUUCGCCAGUGCUCAUGCAACGCUCACAAGCUGAAGUUGAUGAAUAUAGGGCAAGGAUGGAGAUCACCGUGAAAGGAUACGAUGUCCCCAAACCAAUUCAGAACUUCAGCGAUUAUGAGCUGCCUGACUUUGUACUUGCUGAAGUGCGUCGUCAAAACUAUGAAGCUCCCACUGCCAUUCAAGCUCAGGGUUGGCCUCUGGCCCUCUCUGGUAAAGACGUUGUUGGCAUUGCCAAAACAGGCUCCGGCAAGACUCUGGGCUUCAUCAUGCCUGCCAUUGUGCAUAUCAAUCAUCAACCUGCACUCAAAUUUGGCGAUGGUCCCAUUGUUCUUGUGUUGGCCCCCACCAGGGAACUGGCCCAACAAAUUUUUUCAGUUGCCAAGGACUUUGGAUCUUCCUCUAGAAUUAGGCCUGUAUGUCUGUUCGGCGGUGCUCCUAAAGGACCUCAAAUCAGGAGUCUUCAUGACGGUGCAGAGAUCUGCAUCGCAACUCCUGGUCGUCUCCUGGACAUCUUGGAAAUGGGCAAGACUAACUUGUCUCGCUGCACGUAUCUCGUUCUCGAUGAGGCUGAUCGUAUGCUCGACAUGGGCUUUGAACCACAAAUCCGCAAAAUCAUCACUCAAAUUCGGCCUGACAGACAAACCCUGAUGUGGUCUGCGACGUGGCCUCGCGAGGUGCGAAAACUUGCUGAAGAUUUCCUCAAGGAUUAUACGCAACUUAAUGUCGGAUCUAUGGACCUCUCCGCCAAUCACAACAUUUUGCAAAUCGUUGACGUUUGCCGUGACGCCGACAAGGAAAACAAGCUUAUGAAGCUUCUUAAUGAAAUGACUCAAGAGAAGACUCACAGAACCAUUAUUUUCUGUCAGACUAAGAAAAAAGUAGACAGCGUCACACGUGGCAUGAGGAGAAGCGGAUUCCCUGCAAUGGGUAUUCACGGUGACAAAUCACAGCCAGAACGAGACUGGGUAUUAAAAGAAUUCCGGUCUGGCAAAUCCCCCAUCCUCGUCGCUACGGACGUCGCUGCUCGCGGUUUGGAUGUGGAUGACGUAAAGUUCGUCAUUAAUUACGAUUUCCCUAACGGCACCGAAGACUACAUUCAUCGUAUUGGCCGUACCGGACGUUCAGGCAAGAAGGGCACAGCCUACACGUUCUUCACGCACGGCGAUGCCAACAAAGCCACCGAUCUCGUCGCUGUCCUCCAGGAAGCCAAGCAAAUCGUCAAUCCCGAACUGGCUGAAUUGGCAGCAAUGAAAUCUUGGGGAAGCGUUGGUGGUCGCAGUCGCUGGGGAGGCGGCGGUGGUGGUGGAGGUCGUCGUGGUGGCGGUGGUUACGGUGGCCGCCGUUAUUGAGAGUCCUGCUGACUAGGCUGGUGAUCUGGAUGAUCGUAAUAUUCCAUGAAUGUCGUCGUUCGUCGUCUUGAGCACCUACGUGAAUACGUUUUUGAGUAUCGGAUGCCUAGCAUUACAGACUCAGAAAUGUUUUUGUUUGUUUUAUUUUCAUAGGAUUAUUUAUCAUUCUUCGAUGUUCGAGCGCUCGCCCAUUAAAGCCGUGUAGUCCAGUCCUAAUGUCGGCUGACACUUUACAUAGUAGCGUGAAAUAAGCACCAGCGAUGCUUGAGUUAUUUCCAAUUUAUGUUCUGUAUGGUUGUUGCGAAGUGCAUUUAGAUCUAUUUAUUGUCCAUCUCUAUCUGUAUCAUCUAUCGUGGAUCGUAUGUUUUGUUCUCAUAAUGCGUCUGCUCUACUUCGGAUAUCUCGAUUCUGUUAUUGUGCAUCGCUACAAGUAUCCUCUACCUUGCACAACAUUAUUCUUUCUCAUAAGCGUAUGCUCUAUUUCGGAUAUCUCGAUUCUAUUAUUGUGCAUCGCUAUCAGUAGCCUCUACUGUGCAUCACAUUUUUCGUUCUCAAGAAGCGACUGCUCUACUUCGGCUAUCUCGAUUAUGUAACCAAAGCAUAGAUUAGUUUUUUGGUAUUAAAUACGAGCGAAUU
This is a messenger RNA of Hyalella azteca, 2453 nucleotides long. RefSeq names its product ATP-dependent RNA helicase dbp2. The transcript is spliced from 11 exons. The record is from RefSeq and is a predicted model, not a curated record. Lineage: Eukaryota; Metazoa; Arthropoda; Malacostraca; Amphipoda; Hyalellidae. The coding region runs from base 102 to 1817 and encodes 571 amino acids. Gene Ontology annotation, molecular function: RNA binding; RNA helicase activity; ATP binding. Gene Ontology annotation, cellular component: ribonucleoprotein complex; cytoplasm; nucleus.